AUGAUGAGGACGACGACGAGGAUGAUGACGACGACGAGGAAUACGACCCCGCCGAUCGCGAGCCCUCCGCCUACGACGCCUCGCAGUCCUGGUUUCAGCGCGGCUCAGGUCCUGGAACAGAUAUCCUCCAGCGUCGACCAAGAAGACGAAGAAGACUACUGCGAUUCCGAAGAGGAGGACGUUUCGGAAGAUGAAGACGGCGAGGAAUACAACCCCGAGCGCGACGCGGACGACUACGAAAACGACUCAGCCUCGCGGUCGUGCUCCUCUUCGGAGGAAGAGCGAGAGGAAGAGGAGACGUUGCUGUCAAAAAACGGCAAAAUCAAAUGGUCCUCCGCGGCCUAUCGCGGCCCGGACCGGCCCCGCGCCAUCCGCCGGCCCUGCCCCGCCGUGACGCCGGGCCCAACGGCCUACGCCGCGUCGCGAGCGAUCGACAUCGCGUCUGCCUUCCGGCUGUUUGUCACACCGGCCAUAGAAAGGAUAAUCGUGGACAUGACGAAUCUGCAGGGGGUGAGAAAAUACGGCGACGGCUGGCGACCCAUGGACUCCACCGACCUGCGCGCCUACGUAGGGCUGCUGAUCCUAGCCGGCGUCUACAGGUCCCGAGGCGAGGCAGCGGCCAGCCUGUGGGACGCCGAGAGCGGCAGGACCGUGUUUCGCGCCACCAUGCCGCUCAAGGUGUUUCACAAGUACUCGAGGCUGCUGCGAUUCGACGACCGCCAGUCGAGACCCGCGAGACUCGCCACCGACAGACUGGCGGCCGUAAGAGAGGUGUGGGACCUGUGGGAGGAGCGGCUGCAGGCCCUCUACAACCCGGGGCCCGAAGUGACGGUGGACGAACAACUGGUCCCGUUCAGAGGACGCUGUCCUUUCCGACAGUACAUUCCCAGCAAGCCGGCCAAAUACGGCAUCAAGUCGUGGGUGGCCUGCGGCGCCAAGUCCAGCUACGCUUGGAAGAUGCAGGUGUACACCGGCAAGGCGGCCAGCGGAGGCCCCGAGAAGAACCAGGGCGCGCGCGUCGUCCUCGAUCUGACCGAGGGACUGCCGGCCGGUCACAACGUCACGUGUGACAAUUUCUUCACCUCCUACGAACUCGGGCAGCGGCUCCUCGAGAGGGACCUCACCAUGGUGGGCACGGUGCGAAAGAACAAGCCCGAGCUCCCUCCCGCGCUGCUCCAGUCCAAGGGCAGACAGGUCUCGUCCUCCAGGUUCGCCUUCACGCCCACCGCCACUCUAGUGUCCUACCUGGCAAAGAGAAACAAGAACGUGCUGCUUCUGAGCACGCGGCACGCGGAGCCCGACGUUAGCGAUCGCCGAGACCGGAAGCCGGCCCUCAUCCUAGACUACAACUGCAACAAGGGCGGCGUGGACAACCUAGACAAGGUGGUCGGGACCUACAGCUGCAGACGGAUGACCGCCCGCUGGCCCCUGGUCAUCUUCCACAACAUCCUCGACGUGUCCUCCUACAACGCCUUUGUCAUAUGGCGAGAGAUCAACCCCGACUGGAUGCCUGGGAAGCGGAACAAGAGGAGGGUGUUCCUGGAGCAGCUCGGAAAGGCGCUCGUGAAGCCCCAGAUCCAAAGAAGGCAGCGUCUCCCCCGCACCGAAGCCGCGUCCGCACUUGUCAAAGUCCUACGGGGCGAGCGUGUAUCCGCCGACGAGGCUCGUCCGCAAGCCCGGGAGCGAGCCGCCGCCGCCGCCCCGCUGGGGGCGAGUAAGAGGAAGAGGUGUCAGCUCUGCCCACCCAAGAAGGACGCCAAGACACACACCGCGUGCUGCAGCAUCGCUAUCAUGACUACACACGAGUUCCUCUUCUGCUUGUACUUGAAGGAUUGCGGGGUGAAAGACGUCAGCGUCUCUAUGCAGCCUUUCACCGUCCUGAACUGGUAG
Salvelinus fontinalis (brook trout) is the source of this 1890-nucleotide messenger RNA. RefSeq names its product piggyBac transposable element-derived protein 4-like. The record is from RefSeq and is a predicted model, not a curated record. The transcript is spliced from 4 exons. NCBI's taxonomy places the organism in Eukaryota, Metazoa, Chordata, Actinopteri, Salmoniformes, Salmonidae. Bases 1 to 1890 code for a protein of 629 amino acids.